AUGGUUGAUGGCGCCCUGGCCCGUGCCCUGGGACAGACCUCCCGCCUCGGCGCUGUGCUCGACGUCGUCGCCGACAACCUCGCCCGGAGCCAUCUGUACAUGGUGGUGAGCGGACUCUACACUCACGAGGAUCUGGCGCACGGCGAUGGCGGCGCGUGGCGGUGGGGCGCACUCCUCGGCGGCAUUGUCAUUGUCGAGUGGGCCACCUUUGCCGCUUCGCAUGCCUCAGCCAUGGCAAGCAACAUCCACUGGAAGGCUGCGCGAGAGGCUGGCGAGGCGCCGCUGCUCCUCCGCCUCAUCUUUGCCAACGGCUUCAAGAACCCGCUUGGUGUGGUAGUCAUUGGCGGCGUCUCACUCCUCCCGUGCUGGAUGUACAUCCAUUACCACUUUAUCCAUGCCAUCCAGCCGCUUGCCGAGCUCUCGGCCCUGUUCUACGCGGUCGGUGCAGUCCUGCUUGUUGGCCGAGUGCUGGGCCUUGCCGCCGAGUCAUACGUCAUCUCGCAGCAUGUGGCCCUGCUGCUGGACAUGGAUGUGAUUGGGACUCAGAGCCAGGCCGUGAUCGACGAAGUCUCCACCCUCCAUAGCAAGAGUGCUUGAAGUGCUCAGCUGUCGGUCUCAGACAAUGGACUCCGCUCCUCGACAGCGUAUCUGACCAGCAGUGGGCUCACCUCGGCCGGGACAAACGGGAGGUCCGCCGAAUCAGACGACUCGCCGACGAGCUCAGGCGCACCAAGUCGGGUCAGGUACGCGGCGUACGUUGCGCGCGAGAUUCGAAACUCGGUUCGGAGGUAGUGGAGCAGCCUGCGGAUUGCACGGGUCCGCCAGCCGCGUUCGACGGCCUCGCUCACAGCGCCGAUGAGGAUCUCGACGUCGGCGGCCGCGCCCGACGCCAGCACAUCCCGGACCCACUUGAUAAGCGCGGCAUGCGACGGCGAGAACACUCCGCCGUCGGCAGUCACAAACUCCACAAGGCGCUGGUAGAACUUGCGUCGCGCAGGCGCAGAGCUGAGAUCAUCCAGCAUUCUCUCUUCCGCCGCCUCCCACGGCGACAGCGAUGGCACGAGCUUGGUGGCCAGUGGAAUGGCACACGCCUGUGCUCGAAUCUCUGCCUCGGCGUCCUCGGCCC
This is a messenger RNA of Thecamonas trahens ATCC 50062, 1126 nucleotides long. RefSeq lists its product as uncharacterized. Bases 1 to 597 code for a protein of 198 amino acids. The record is from RefSeq and is a predicted model, not a curated record. Gene Ontology annotation, cellular component: membrane. Gene Ontology annotation, biological process: phospholipid biosynthetic process. Gene Ontology annotation, molecular function: phosphotransferase activity, for other substituted phosphate groups. NCBI's taxonomy places the organism in Eukaryota, Apusomonadida, Apusomonadidae. The transcript has a single exon.